AUGGGGAGUCGUUACGAGCGGCUUCAGAAGAUUGGCGAGGGAUCGUACGGUGUGGUGUUCAGAGCCCGUGAUGUUACAACUGGGACUAUCGUUGCGGUUAAGCGCAUUCGCCUAGAAAAGGAGGAGGAAGGUGUUCCAUGCACCGCUAUUCGGGAGAUCUCCAUCCUGAAGGAGCUUCGUCACGAGAACAUCGUGAGGUUGUUGGACGUUUGCCAUAGCGAGAAACGACUCACGCUUGUGUUUGAGUGCAUGGAGAUGGAUCUCAAGAAAUACAUGGACCACGUGGGCGGUGACUUGGACGCGGGCACCAUCCAAGAGUUUAUGCGCAGCCUUCUUAGCGGAGUCCGUUUUUGCCAUGAAAGGAAUGUGCUGCACCGUGAUUUGAAACCACCUAACCUUUUAAUAUCGCGCGAAAAGGAGCUCAAACUGGCUGACUUUGGGCUGGGGCGCGCAUUUGGUAUUCCUGUUAAAAAGUUCACUCAGGAGGUGGUGACGUUGUGGUAUCGCUCACCAGACGUGUUGUUAGGCUCCACGCAGUACGGCACACCUGUUGAUAUUUGGUCGGUUGGGUGCAUCUUUGCUGAGAUGGCCAUUGGCGCUCCUCUCUUCACGGGGAAGAAUGAUGCGGAUCAACUGCUACGAAUAUUUCAGUUCCUCGGUACUCCAAAUAGACAAGUGUGGCCAUCCAUGGACACAUAUCCCAACUCUUCCAACAUGCUGAGCAGACCGGAGUUUCAGCAAACCCUUGCAGCGACCUGUGAAGAGCAGUUUCAAACGAAUCCCGCCUAUGCGAAACUUGGCCCGCAGGGGAUUGAUCUUCUUCGUUGGCUGCUGAGGUAUGAGCCAAGUGAACGAUUAACCGCAGCUCAGGCAUUGGAGCACCCAUACUUUUCUGUCGAGUUCUAA
Trypanosoma brucei brucei TREU927 is the source of this 906-nucleotide messenger RNA. RefSeq names its product cell division protein kinase 2 homolog 1. Gene Ontology annotation, biological process: protein phosphorylation. Gene Ontology annotation, cellular component: cytoplasm; nucleus. Gene Ontology annotation, molecular function: cyclin-dependent protein serine/threonine kinase activity; ATP binding. The coding region runs from base 1 to 906 and encodes 301 amino acids. The record is from RefSeq and is a predicted model, not a curated record. NCBI's taxonomy places the organism in Eukaryota, Euglenozoa, Kinetoplastea, Trypanosomatida, Trypanosomatidae. The transcript has a single exon.